This is a messenger RNA of Neopsephotus bourkii (Bourke's parrot), 2938 nucleotides long. RefSeq names its product TANK binding kinase 1 (gene TBK1). Gene Ontology annotation, biological process: peptidyl-serine phosphorylation. Bases 388 to 2646 code for a protein of 752 amino acids. Gene Ontology annotation, molecular function: ATP binding; protein serine/threonine kinase activity. NCBI's taxonomy places the organism in Eukaryota, Metazoa, Chordata, Aves, Psittaciformes, Psittacidae. The record is from RefSeq and is a predicted model, not a curated record. Gene Ontology annotation, cellular component: cytoplasm. The transcript is spliced from 20 exons.
CAUACAGGAAGUGUAAAACCGUUGUGUUUACCAGAUUCUGUGCUUCUAACAUAACAUUUAUUCAGAACCUCAGCACUUUGCCUGUCUGCUUUGGUGGCAAAUGGGAUCUUGUUUGUAGGCAGAAAGAGCCUUCACUUUCACUUCUUCAGCUGCCCUACUCUCCUGCAGAACUUGUACGUUGCAGCUGUUAACAGGGCUUUGUGUGCUUAUCCCGCGUGCCUGAGGUAGCAGCACACUUUGUAUGAAUUAGAAGCAGUCAGUGCUUCUGCUUCAAAGACUGGGAGUUUAAAAUGUCACGGUGGCAAUGCAGCCUUUUUCUGUUACAACCACCCCUGCUGGUAAAUAAAGAAGUCGUGAAAAAGAAAACUGUCUAAUCAAAGAGCAAAGAUGCAGAGCACUUUGAAUUACCUCUGGCUGUUGUCUGACAUCCUAGGGCAGGGAGCUACUGCGAAUGUUUUCCGGGGCCGACACAAGAAAACUGGGGAUUUAUAUGCUGUCAAAGUUUUUAACAGUCUAAGUUUCCUUCGUCCUGUGGAUGUUCAGAUGCGGGAAUUUGAAGUGUUGAAGAAACUAAAUCAUAAGAACAUUGUCAAGCUGUUUGCCAUUGAAGAAGAGACAACAACUAGACACAAAGUACUAGUUAUGGAAUUUUGUCCGUGUGGGAGUUUAUACACUGUUUUAGAGGAGCCCUCUAAUGCCUUUGGUUUGCCAGAGUCUGAGUUCUUAAUCGUUUUGAGAGAUGUGGUGGCUGGGAUGAAUCAUCUCCGGGAGAAUGGAAUAGUGCAUCGUGACAUCAAGCCAGGCAACAUAAUGCGUGUUAUCGGUGAAGAUGGUCAGUCUGUUUACAAACUGACAGACUUCGGUGCUGCAAGAGAACUGGAAGAUGAUGAACAAUUUGUUUCUCUCUAUGGCACAGAAGAAUAUUUACAUCCUGACAUGUACGAGCGAGCCGUUUUGAGGAAAGAGCAUCAGAAAAAGUACAGAGCAACAGUUGAUCUGUGGAGCAUAGGGGUGACCUUUUACCAUGCUGCAACAGGGAGUUUGCCUUUCCGACCCUUUGAAGGACCUCGUAGAAACAAGGAAGUGAUGUACAAGAUAAUCACUGAAAAGCCUUCUGGUGCUAUUUCUGGAGUACAGAAAGCAGAAAAUGGACCAAUUGAGUGGAGGCGGGAGAUGCCUGUUUCUUGUAGUCUUUCGAAGGGUCUGCAAGUACUGCUCACACCUGUCCUUGUGAACAUUCUUGAAGCAGACCAGGAAAAAUGCUGGGGGUUUGACCAGUUCUUUGCAGAAACGAGUGACAUACUGCACCGAAUGAUAAUCCACGUCUUUUCACUACAGCAGAUGACCUUGCACAAAGUUUAUAUUCACAGCUAUAAUACAGCUACUAUAUUUCAUGAUUUGGUCUACAAACAGACAAAAAUACCAUCUCAGAAUCAAGAACUGAUAUAUGAAGGUCGGCGCUUAAUACUGGAGCCUGGCAGAUUGGCACAGCACUUCCCCAGAACAACUGAAGAGAAUCCUAUCUUUGUAGUAAGCAGGGAACCUGUGAACAUUGUUGGAUUGAUCUAUGAAGAAGUUUUACUUCCUAAAGUACAUCAACGUUAUGAUUUGGAUGGGGAUGCCAGUAUGGCUAAAGCAGUAACAGGUAUCAUCUGUUAUGCCUGUAGAGUUGCCACUUCCUUGCUGCUUUACCAGGAGCUGAUGCGAAAAGGAGUACGAUGGCUACUUGAAAUAAUCAAGGAUGAUUACAAUGAAAUGGUUCACAAAAAGACAGAGGUUGUCAUCAGGCUGGAUUUCUGCAGCAGAAACAUUGAGAAAGCUGAGAAAAUAUACGAGAAUCUGAUGCAGAUCAACUUGGAAGCGUCGGAAGUGGAUGAAAUUUCAGAGAUCCAGACAAAACUGUUGCGUCUCUCCAGCUCUCAGGGCACGCUAGAAACUAGUCUUCAAGAUAUCAAAACCAAACUUUCUCCAGGUGGUUUACUGACUGACACCUGGGCAAAUCAGGAAGGCAUGCAUCCAAAAGACAGGAAUCCAGAAAGGCUGCAGGCGCUGCUGCGUUCCAUCACAGAUAUUUAUUAUCAGUUCAAAAAAGACAAAGCAGAACGAAGGCUUCCUUAUAAUGAAGAACAAAUUCACAAAUUUGACAAGCAGAAGCUGUAUUUGCAUGCUACAAAAGCCAUAACUCUAUUCAAAGAUGAAUGUGUCAGCAAGUAUGAUACAUUUCUGGACAAGGCUGAGGACUGGACAAGGAAAAUGUUUCACACAAGGAAGCAGUUACUGGCUCUCACCAAUCAGUGUUUUGAUAUCAAAGAAGAGGUAUCCAAAUACCAGGAUUAUAUAAAUGAGUUACAAGAUGCUCUGCCACAGAAAAUGUUUGCAGCUUCCAGUGGGAUGAAACAUACAAUGAAUACAGUCUAUCCUAGCUCAAACACAUUAGUGGAAAUGACUCUUGGUAUGAAGAAACUAAAGGAGGAAAUGGAAGGGGUUGUUAAAGAGCUGGCUGAGAACAACCACAUUUUGGAAAGGCAAGCAAUUGUUUUCCCUUUUGGGGCUCAUACUAGGAGCUGGCUUAAUUUGAUAUAUUUUGUAGAUCCAGAACUUACAUCAAAGGAUGAUUCUGUAGUCUCUUUUGAACUGCUGAUCUGAGGUGUACCCCUCAAAAAAGUAUCCAAUGCCUUGAAACAUUACUGUAAAAUCAUACUGAUGCAGCAGUUGUGGCAUUUUUAUGUCACGUUACUUACAUUUGGCUAGAAAAAAAAAUCUGCUGCACAGAUUAAUUCUGAAUUUAAACACAGUGCUGUUGCAGAUCCAGUGGUGUCUUUUGCCUCCUCACUUUUAAACAUAUUUUUUAACAACUGUGGAAUUGUACCAAUCCAAAUAUAUUAUUUUGUAAAUUUCAGAUUGCUUAAAUAAAGUAAGGAGAAAGAGGCCAACAUAU